Bacidia gigantensis is the source of this 1683-nucleotide messenger RNA. RefSeq lists its product as uncharacterized. Gene Ontology annotation, biological process: mRNA cis splicing, via spliceosome. The record is from RefSeq and is a predicted model, not a curated record. NCBI's taxonomy places the organism in Eukaryota, Fungi, Ascomycota, Lecanoromycetes, Lecanorales, Ramalinaceae. Gene Ontology annotation, molecular function: protein binding. Gene Ontology annotation, cellular component: spliceosomal complex; cytoplasm. The coding region runs from base 1 to 1683 and encodes 560 amino acids. The transcript has a single exon.
AUGUCCUUUUCAGAAAAUCGAAAACGUCCCCGCUCUUCAACACCACCAUGGAAGCGACCAGCUAAGGAUGUUCGGAGAGACCGCCAUCAACGUAGCCCUCAACCGAAUAGCCGUGAGGGGAGUAACUCACAUCCCCAAAGGCGGGCGAACAAUGAGGAAAACUUUGCAAAGGAGCUCACUCGUCGCAACCAAAUUCAAGAGGCGGAGCAAAUGAGAGAAUGGGUCGCUAAGGAAGACGAGUUCGUCUUGAAGCAAUCUAAGAAGAAGGCCAAAAUAAGAGUCAAAGAAGGCCGCGCUAGAAUUAUCGACUUGCUCGCGGUGACAUUAAAUGCCAUGGACGACCCUCAAGAUCUGUUAGAGGAUGAUGGAGAUGAUGGAGAUGUGGAAGCCAUAGACCCAUCUAGCGUCUUCGAUGGAUUAGAUGCAACCAAACUAGCGGAGCUGGAAAAAGAUAUAAGUACAUAUCUUGCCCUUGAGACGAGUAGGGACAAUCGCAGAUACUGGAAUGCGCUUCGAUUGAUUUGCAAGAAUCGUAGCGAACUAGCACGCUCUGCCCCUGUCCAGGCCGACAUUGACCGUCUCCUAAAGCCGAAAACCCUAGCAGAGCUUACCCGCCUUGAAGAACAGAUUUUGAGCAAAUUGCAGUCAAAUGAACCUAUCGAUGUCGAAUACUGGGAACAAUUGAAGGCUAGUGUCGAAGUCUACAAAGCAGAGGCAGAGCUCAAAGCAAUCUACAAGUCGGUAAUUGACAAGUGUUUGAGUAAUUUUCGACGAGAACAAUGUACCGAAGCCUCAAAUCUCAAGCAAGAAUUGAGUUUACUUCUUCAGGACCCUGGAUAUGAGGGUAGACUCAGGGAGUGCCAUGAUACCACUAAGACUGAGAAUGUCUCUGUAACCCAUUCUUCGGAUUGGUCGGCCGUAUUCUUAGACCCAGAGCCUGAGCUAAAAGUUCGUCAAGAAGACAAGUAUCUUGGUGUGAUUGAAGAAGCAGCAUUCUUAGAUCAACACAACAGUGAAAAACAGCGAAUCACAAAGCUAGGAUAUGUACCAUUCAGAGACACUGCUUCUCUCAAACGAACGACAGCUGCACCUUCUAAGUCCUCAACCGCUGUAGCAAAUGCAAACGCCCGGCCUGCAGCUACCCUGGGAGAGGAUUUCUCAUCAGCAACCAAUGCUCUAUACGACCGAGAAGUAGCCCGAGGGAUACAGGAGGAUGAGGAGAUCUUUGCUGGGGAGGAAGAAGUCCAGACCAAAGCUCAACCGCAAUGGGCGGGCAAAUAUCGACCACGGAAGCCGCGUUACUUUAAUCGUGUCCAGAUGGGUUACGAAUGGAAUAAGUAUAACCAAACUCAUUAUGAUCAUGACAACCCCCCACCAAAGGUAGUUCAAGGCUAUAAAUUCAACAUCUUCUAUCCUGACCUCAUCGACAAAACUAAGGCGCCAACGUAUCGAAUUGAGCGUGAAGGAGGACGGAAACGUGGAGAGUCUUUUGCACCGGCCGGUGAGGAAGAUACCUGUCUGAUCAGGUUUUUCAGCGGUCCACCAUACGAGGACAUCGGUUUUCGUAUAGUUGACAAAGAGUGGGACUUCAGCGCAAAGCGAGAGCGUGGCUUCCGAAGUAGCUUCGAUAAAGGCAUUCUUCAGCUGCAUUUCCAAUUCAAGAAGGUUUACUAUCGCAAGUGA